AUGUCUCCGCCAACCGACCUCGACACGCUCUACACGACGCUAGUCGACCUGCGGCUAGCCCUACCUGUCGUCUUACUCGCCCUCCUUGGCAUCCGAUGGCUGUCCAAGGCGUUCUUGGCUUGGAUGGAGAGGGUUCAGUCUGGCGGUUGGAUGGCGGAGGAGGACGUCUAUUCGCCGCCUGAGUCCGACGUUGCGACGGCGAGCAAGGCGCAGGACGGCGAGGAAGACGGAGACGACGUCACGCCCGUGGUCGUCAAGGGACGAACAGUUCGAAAGGCCGUCGUCCUCACGCUCGAGGGACUCGUCGCGGCGACGUAUUUUGCGGACGGCGUCGCACAGGUCAUUGCGACGCUUGUGACGUCGCACUUUACGCCGUCGGAUCGCCUGUACGGAAACAUCGUCCCGUACAGCGCAGGAGGACUUGCUGCGUACGCCUUGCUCGGGAUCGGGAUGGCGUACGAGGCCAAGUUGAGCAGGAAGGACCUCGACAUCACGUCCGAGGCGGGGACGUGGCCGACGCUGUACCCGCGAGUCAUCUCGUUCGCGGCCGUGACGGGCGAAGCGGUCAUGCUUGCGACUUUCGCUCGUAUCGUCGUCCGCGACCCUACUAUCGACUCGCGACACGCCAUUCUCCCCAUCAUCCACCUCUCCAUCGCCUCGUUCCGCAUCCUGCUCCUCCUCACCGUCCUCGCCUUCCAGUUCUCCUUCCUUUACCGCUCGACCUACCUUCCCUCGCACGGUGUUCCACCUUCUGAGCGGACAUCCCUCCUCAACGGCUCGACUCCGCUCAAUGGCUACUCCGCCAUCCCCAGCCCGGGCGCACCCUCCGUCCUCCGCGGCACCCGCCUCCCCAGCAACCGCCCACCCGAUCCUAAAUCCCUCUCCAUCCUCACCCUCUUCCAGCGCGUCAAACUCCUCUUCCCCUACCUCUGGCCCUCGCGCUCCUACGUCCUGCAAGGCCUCGCACUCGUCUGCUUCUCCCUCAUGCUCCUCAGGCGAUACGUCAACGUCCUCGGACCGAUCUACUUUGGCCGAAUCAUCUCCGACCUUGCGUACCAGCGCCCGCCGUUCUUCAAUAUCGGCAUCUACGUCCUCAUCCAGUUCUUGCAGGACUCGAACAACAUGCUCUACCGGUAUCUCUGGCUGCCAAUCGAGCAGUACUCUGAGCGCGAGAUGGCUCUCAUGUCGUUCGACAUCCUCCUCAACCUCUCGCUCUCGUACCACACCAAGCGACGAACAGGCGAACUCCUGCGCAUCCUCUCCCGCUCAGAAGCAAUCAACGACUUCUUCGAACUCCUCCUCUUCUCCUUCGUCCCGGUGCUCAUCGAUUUGCCCGUCGCUUUCGUCGUCAUCUCGGUACGGUACGGAGCGACGAUUGUUGCGGUGGUCACGUUCGUCUCCGCCAUCUACGUUGCCACGUCUGUCACUCUCGCCGAGUCGCGCACCAAGCUCUACCGCAAGCUGCGGGACGAGUCGCAGUUCAUGCACCAGCUCAAGAGCGACGUCCUCUUCAACUGGGAGACGGCCAAGAUUUUCACCAGCGAGGCGUUCGAGAUGAAGCGUCUCCGAGACGCCAUGUGGCGCUACCAGAAGGGCUACUUCCGCGUCUACUCGAGCUGGAACUCGCUCUCGCUCUUGCAGAACUCGAUCACCGCCUUCGGACUUCUUGUCUGCUCGUUCAUCCUUGCGCAACGGGUCGUCACGGGCGAGAUGGACGUGGGAAACUUUGUGGCCUUCGUUAGCUACCUCAAUGCGCUUUACUCGCCGCUCAACCAGAUCAGCUCGCUUUACCGCCGAGUCAUGAACAACGCCGUCGACACCGAACAGCUGAUCGACCUCCUCAACGAGGAGCGGGAGAUCAACGACCGACCGGGUGCCAUCGACCUCGAGAUCGACCCGUCCGUCGGCGCCGACAUCGAGUUCAACGACGUCCGCUUCAGCUACGGCAAGGAGGCGACGAACUCGGCGGACGAAGUCGAGGUGCUCAAGGGUAUCACGUUCAAGGUCCCGCGAGGCAAGAGCGUCGCGCUUGUUGGACCGUCGGGCGGCGGGAAGAGCACGAUUACCCGGCUGUUGUUCCGCUUCUACGACGUCAAGAGCGGGUCGAUCAAGAUCAACGGCACCGACGUGCGCGACUUGACGCAGCGGUCUCUCCGCGCUCAGAUCGGCCUUGUCCCGCAGGAGACGGUCCUCUUCAACUCGUCCGUCCGGAUGAACAUCGCCUACGGCGGCAUCAACAGGCUCGACGAGCAGGGCAUGGGAGGAGAGGACUUGACGAUGGAGAAGGUCGUCGAUGCGGCCAAGGCGGCAGCGAUGCACGACCGGAUCAUGAGCUUCCCGCAGCAGUAUGAGACGCUUGUGGGCGAGCGAGGCAUGCGGUUGUCCGGCGGAGAGAAACAGCGAGUCGCGAUUGCUAGGACUCUGCUCAAGGACCCCCCGAUCCUCAUCCUCGAUGAGGCCACUUCCGCUCUCGACACCUUCAACGAGCGCAUCGUCCAGGCCCGCCUCCGCGAGCUCUCGCAGGGCCGCACGACGCUCACCAUCGCUCACCGCCUCAGCACCAUCAUCGACAGCGACAUCAUCAAUGUGCUCAAGGAGGGCGUCAUCGUCGAGAGCGGUUCUCACGCCGAGCUGCUCGAGCUGGGAGGCGUGUAUGCCGAGCUGUGGAAGAAGCAGAUUGAGGGACAGACGCCUUCCGUGCCAGCUUCCGUCGCGGCAACGCCGAACGGCGCCGCCAGCCAGUCUCGAGCGGCCUCGCCUACCCCGCCCGCCGUCGACACGCCCGAGACGGCGUCGUCGGUAGCAACUUCCGAGCCGACGGCGCCCUCGACAGGCGCAAGCAGCGGCGUGAACGGGUCGAGCGGAGGAGGGAAGAAGCGCAAGGGUGGGAAGAAGCGGCGGUAG
Rhodotorula toruloides NP11 is the source of this 2904-nucleotide messenger RNA. RefSeq names its product vacuolar ABC heavy metal transporter Hmt1. Gene Ontology annotation, cellular component: membrane. Gene Ontology annotation, biological process: transmembrane transport. The transcript is spliced from 8 exons. Lineage: Eukaryota; Fungi; Basidiomycota; Microbotryomycetes; Sporidiobolales; Sporidiobolaceae. The record is from RefSeq and is a predicted model, not a curated record. The coding region runs from base 1 to 2904 and encodes 967 amino acids. Gene Ontology annotation, molecular function: ABC-type transporter activity; ATP binding; ATP hydrolysis activity.